AUACGUGUUUUGGAUGUCCACCGCCGCACUGCUCUAACCAUGGUCCCUGCAGUUGAAGGUCGCCUUGCUAUCCCUCGUCAUCUUCUCUAUUUCUUUAUUGUCCUCACUGCCCUCAGGUGGUUCAUUAAGAACAGACAGACCAAACCUUCCCUUCCUCCUGGCCCAGUGCCAAUCCCAUUGUUAGGGAACAUUCUAUCUAUCAACACCAAAAAACCUUGGUUGACUUACACUCAAUGGCAUGCUGUUUAUGGGGACUUGGUAUUCGUGCGGAUUCUAAACCAGGAUGCAGUGGUGAUCAAUUCACAGCAUGUUGCGCAAGCCUUACUGGACAAGCGCUCUGCCAUUUACUCCGAUCGACCAUACAUGGCCACAGUCGAGCCAAGUGGCUGGUCGAUCAACUUUGCAUUCACAGGGUAUAAUGAUGAAUGGCGUCGUUGCAGACGACUCUUCCACCAAACUUUCCGUCCCGACUCUGCACUCAAGUUUCGUCCGAUGCAGAUGAGACAGGCUCGGGAGAUGAUCGUCAACCUAAUUGAUGACCCUCAACAUUAUCAUUCCCACUUUGCAACGUUCACGUCAUCGAUCGGGAUGUCUACUAUAUAUGACUACCAGCCCGGGGCUCGUGAUGAUCCUCUGGUUCAAAUCAUAGAAAAUGCACUGAUUGUUAGCCGUGACAUGAUAACCCCAGAGAGAGCAGUAUUGCUCGAGGCUUUCCCCUUCUUACUGAAGUUACCUGACUGGUGUUGGGGAUCCUCAAUCAAACGCGAUGCUCGAGCUUCAACUAGUCACAUGAGGGAAAUGACAGACGUGCCGUUUCGGUAUACGCAGCAGCAUAUGGCCGACAGCUUGACAUUUGGACAUUUGUCAAUGGUGGCAGAACAUUUACGACGGAUGGAGAAGCAAGAUGAGGCAUCCAAACCAAUGUUUGAGGCUGCUUUGAAGAAAACCGCUACUACCGCUAUGAUAGGUGCAUACGAGACGACUACUUCAACCCUGAUGGCUUUUGCUCUUGCUAUGGUGUCUUACCCAGAUGUUCAACGACGUGCACAAGCAGAGAUCAACUCAGUGAUUGGAAGAGAUCGCUUGCCUACAUUUGAAGACAGAACAUUACUACCAUACGUCGAAUCAGUUCUGCGGGAGACUUUGCGAUGGCUGCCUGUUGCACCCCUUGGUGUACCACAUGCUGCCUCGAGUGAUGAUAUAUACGAUGGCUAUUUCAUUCCAAAAGGAACAACCGUCAUAUACAAUACAUGGUGCAUUUCACGGGAUGAAAAGCGGUACCCUGAGGCAUCUCGUUUUAUGCCAGAGAGGUUCUUGGACGUUAACGGAGCAUUGACCGAUGAUGACCCUGCGGGAUAUGUUUUCGGCUCAGGCCGGCGUGCAUGUCCAGGCCGGUACACUGUUGAUGCCACUCUAUGGUCCGUUAUUGCGACCAUGUUGGCCACGGUCGAAUUUUCUUUUGCCAAGGAUGACCAGGGCAAAAUGAUCGACUUCACCCCGCAGUUUGCGACGGGAUUCACUCACUCCGUCAUGGCCUUCCCUUGUAAUAUUUCACCACGUUCUCAUAUCCAUUCAGAACUUGUGGAUCUUCUCUGA
Messenger RNA from Suillus subalutaceus, 1596 nucleotides. Its product is annotated as cytochrome P450. The transcript has 13 exons. The record is from RefSeq and is a predicted model, not a curated record. Bases 40 to 1596 code for a protein of 518 amino acids. Lineage: Eukaryota; Fungi; Basidiomycota; Agaricomycetes; Boletales; Suillaceae. Gene Ontology annotation, molecular function: heme binding; iron ion binding; monooxygenase activity.